AUGGGCACUCUGUACAUCCGGCCCACGAAUGGGAUGUCCUCGUCCACCACUUUAAGUGACCCCAACAGUCUGGACGCUUACAGGCGAUUAUUUUCUUCUUAUGGGGACAUCAAAAAGGUUUCUGUCAACAGAAAAAGAGACUCAGAAAAGUUCGUUGAAUAUCAUGAUGUGAGAGACGCGGCCAAAGCCCUGGAAGCCCUCAACGGCCACAACUUCAACGGGGUCACUUUGCAAAUUUGUUUUGCCCAAAAUGCUUCGAGAACUUUCAACCGCGAGCCUGCCUCUCGCAGACCAGGAGCCUCACGCACCCCCGAGGGUUUAGGGUUUGGGCCUUACAGGGGCACUCCCUAUAGCGCCCCCUCGAUGCGGUUUGUGUCUCCUUAUUCCUCUCCAGGCCGCCUCUGCUGUGCUGCACCGCAGCCCGUCCUGGGGGGCCCCCCCUCCUAUGGGCCUUACGGGGUUUGCCCAGUGCAGCCGGGGGGCCCCUCUUACGGGGCAAAUCCUUAUGGGUACCAGCAGCAGCAGCAGCCCGCGCCUCCUGCAGCAGCAGCAGCAGCAGCAGCAGGGGCCUCCUACAACCCCAGCUGGCCGCCCUCAGCAGUGCCCCCUGCUGCUGCUCCCGUGGGGGGCCCCCCCUACGGGGGGCCCCCCAGGGGCCCCAUGCCCAUGCCCGUCUACGGGGGGCCCCCCGGAGGGGUACCGGCCCCCUGGAGGCCCCCCCAGUAG
Molecule: messenger RNA, 726 nt
Organism: Eimeria tenella
Lineage: Eukaryota; Apicomplexa; Conoidasida; Eucoccidiorida; Eimeriidae
Product: RNA recognition motif. family protein, related
Exons: 5
Coding region: 1-726 (241 amino acids)
Molecular function (GO): RNA binding
Source: RefSeq, a predicted model, not a curated record